AACAGUGCAGAGCCCAAAAAUCGACAAAAUGUCUAUUUUCACAUCUGGCUCUCUAAAACGUUCAUCGGGCGUUUUAGACGCAAUUAGAAAGCAGGUUAAGCUGAUCACAUUGAAACCAGCCAAGCGGAUCGUAGUAAAAUUCGACCCCUUUCACGAAAAAGCUCCCGAGACCAGGAAAUUUUUGUACCACAUCUCAGACCAGAGUGUGCUGGACACGAAUUUGUAUUGCAUUCUCAAGACAGAAGUUCAAAGUGAUUUAUCAACACCGUCAGUUGAAAUUCAAUUGAACGAAGGCGGAAAAGUAACCGUCAAGAGCGAGAAUCUGUCCUGUCUGGAAAUUUUGAAAAUCUACAACAAGCACGUCACACCGCUUGCUCCAGUAGAAGAGGUCGGCACGGCACUCAAAACAAAAGCGACCAAGACGUCGCACCAAUUGGCGGCCAAAAAGAAGAGGUAAUCAGCCGAGAACUAGACGACGCAUUUUGACUGACUAGAGCGUAGAACUAAAAUCAGUGACCAUGAGGCAGGAAAAGCAGUAUAGCAUGAAGAUGAUCGACACCCUGUACAACGAGUACGUCCCGUCGUUCACGGACAUCUUCGACGAGGACACUUGGUACAUUUUCGUGACUUGUUUCACUAUCUCUACAAUUAUAAUAG
Neocloeon triangulifer is the source of this 657-nucleotide messenger RNA. RefSeq lists its product as uncharacterized. NCBI's taxonomy places the organism in Eukaryota, Metazoa, Arthropoda, Insecta, Ephemeroptera, Baetidae. Bases 29 to 457 code for a protein of 142 amino acids. The record is from RefSeq and is a predicted model, not a curated record. Gene Ontology annotation, cellular component: mitochondrial large ribosomal subunit. The transcript is spliced from 4 exons.